Messenger RNA from Solea senegalensis (Senegalese sole), 987 nucleotides. RefSeq names its product methyltransferase like 26 (gene mettl26). Bases 134 to 754 code for a protein of 206 amino acids. The record is from RefSeq and is a predicted model, not a curated record. The transcript is spliced from 6 exons. NCBI's taxonomy places the organism in Eukaryota, Metazoa, Chordata, Actinopteri, Pleuronectiformes, Soleidae.
AUUUUCGGUGCAGAAACAAAACAUUCGGUUGUGUCGUCACUGACUUUACUCAGUCUCUCUCCGGUGUUCCACGGUGAGUCUGUACAAACUGUACCGUAUAACUCGAUACGGCUGCAACCGAGGGGUCGGGAAGAUGCUGUGCGCCGCCGCUGCAGAGAGGAACAAGGAGCCCCUCCUGUCGGUUCUCCGGGAGAACGUGAACACCGGGAGAUUCCUGCAGGCGCUGGAGAUCUCCUCCGGUACCGGGCAGCACGUCACACACUUCGCUCAGACCCUGCGGAAUAUAACGUGGCAGCCGUCAGAGUAUGACCAACAGUCUAUAGACAGUAUAGAAGCGUACAGAGCUCACCACAAGCUGAACAAUGUGAAACCUGCCAUCCACCUGGAUGCUUCUCUGCCCCAUCAGUCGUGGGGAGGGAUCCAGCCAGAGAGCCUCGAUCUGGUUGUAAACAUCAACAUGAUCCACAUUUCUCCCAUGGCUUGUACUGAGGGUUUAUUCAAAGGGGCUGGAGCAGUGUUGAAGCCGCAAGGUCUUCUAUUGACAUAUGGGCCAUAUGCAGUGAACGGUCAGAUCACCCCACAGAGCAAUGUUGAUUUUGACUACAGCCUACGGCGGAGGAAUCCACAGUGGGGGCUCAGGGACAUCUCCCUGCUGAACUCGUUAGCACAGAGAAGCGGUUUGUUCCUGGAGAAAAUGGUGGACAUGCCGGCAAACAACAAGUGUCUUCUGUUCAGGAAGGAGAGUUUGGUGUGAAGCGUUCAGUGGUUGUCGCUUCUCUCGCUGUGGAUCAGUUUGGCAGCAGAUGAUCAAAGCGCCUUAACUUACACCUGAAGCUCACAUGCUUUGCCACAUUUGCCAGAACUGUGAAUCAGUCACAUUUCCCUACAUUUUAAUACAUAACACAUGCGAUUACAUUAGUUCUGAAGUAUUCUACUGUGAACAGUGAUAAACUAUAUUGCACACAUGAAUAAAAUUAGUAAGAGUCA